CAUACGAUUCUAAACGACAACAGUAUAAUCCGUUGUUUACGAUGUGUUGAAGAUUGUCUGAUGUAGAUGUUUUAUGUUUCAUUACUGUAUGGCUAAUUACCAGUUUGUUUCGAUUAUUUUCUUGAUUAGGGUUUUGAAAUGGUUGGUGGCUGUUUUUGCAUGAAGUUAUCUUGAGCGAAAAAGGGCGGGAACAGUUACCGGAGUGCGAAAAUUUCCAAUAUGAGAGCAUUAUCUUUCUCAAAACGCAUAAUAUCACCAUUUCUUUCACAUCCACAAAUUGUUCUUAGAUCUCUUGGUUUCUGCUCUGAUGCGUUUAGAUCUUUGCAAAGGGAGGGUGAGCUAUCUGCAUUUAGAUCAUGUGAUAAUUCAAGCAAACUCAAUUUCAACUUUCGCGAGAUAAAAUUUCCUCAGUUGAUUCCAUACAAUAAAGAUCAGGUGGAAAAUUUUAAUAUCGAACUUGCUGAUCCCAAUCUUUGGCCAAUUUCUUUCAGCUUGGCUGACAAUUUGCAUGGGAUGGAUGCAAGGCAGGAAGUUGCCUCAAAUUUAGAUGAGGAUACAUAUGAUAAUGAAAGUUUCAAUGGAGAUUAUAUGGUUGGAAACUCAUUUGAUUUUGAUGAGAUUGAGGACUUGAAAAUGCAAAAGAAGCUGUUUUACAAGCUGGAUAGGGGAUCUAAAGAAUAUGAGGAAAGCAAUUUUACCUUUCAUAAAAAAAAAUCUUCCAAGAAACGUCUUGAGAAGCUAAGAAAAACUAAAAUGGUGGAGCGAUGCAAGAAAUCUGAAAAUUCUUCUGCUAAACCACAGAAGAAAUCUGAAAAUUCAUCUUCCAAACCAUUGGUUUGUGAGGUCCAUAAUGAGGUUACUUCUGUGGAUAAGAAGGUGAGGACUCCUACAUUUAACCAGCUUACAGAUCCUUAUCAUUUGCCCUUCUGCUUGGAUAUCUUUGUAACAAAAGGUUCUGUUCGUGCUUCUGUGAUUCAUCGGGUUACAAGUAAAGUUGUGGUUGUGGCACACUCCAUUUCUAAGGAUAUGAAAUUUGAUUUGACUCAUAAGAAAGAUGCUACAGCUUGUGCUGCUGUAGGAGAAACUUUGGCUCAAAGAGCGAAGGAGGAUGAUAUUCACAAUGUGGUGUAUACACCAAGGAAAGGCGACAAAAUUGAAGGGAAACUUCAAAUUGUGCUUCAGUCCAUCAUUGAUCACGGGGUUGAUGUAAAGGUGAAACUUAAGCAGAAGAAAGCUAUCAAGGUAUUAUUUCGUCUGCCCUUGUUUUGCUUUUUUGUUGUUUUAUCUUAUGUAUUCAUUCAAAGCUUCAUUAUUUAUGUCUUUAAUUGUUACUGCAAUUACUUGUAAGAAGAGAGAUGCUUAUUAAACUU
Molecule: messenger RNA, 1370 nt
Organism: Phalaenopsis equestris
Lineage: Eukaryota; Viridiplantae; Streptophyta; Magnoliopsida; Asparagales; Orchidaceae
Exons: 1
Coding region: 220-1347 (375 amino acids)
Biological process (GO): translation
Cellular component (GO): ribosome
Molecular function (GO): 5S rRNA binding; structural constituent of ribosome
Source: RefSeq, a predicted model, not a curated record